Spea bombifrons (plains spadefoot toad) is the source of this 3291-nucleotide messenger RNA. It is a transcript of the gene CUL1, whose product is annotated as cullin 1. Gene Ontology annotation, biological process: SCF-dependent proteasomal ubiquitin-dependent protein catabolic process; protein ubiquitination. Bases 373 to 2703 code for a protein of 776 amino acids. Gene Ontology annotation, cellular component: SCF ubiquitin ligase complex. The record is from RefSeq and is a predicted model, not a curated record. The transcript has 22 exons. Lineage: Eukaryota; Metazoa; Chordata; Amphibia; Anura; Pelobatidae. Gene Ontology annotation, molecular function: ubiquitin protein ligase binding.
UGAGAUCACAGGGCCUCAUCUGCCUUUGAGGCAGGCCUGCUUGUGAGAGGCCUUGCUUACUGCCUAUUCCUUCCUCUUGCGUCUCUUUAAUUCCUGCCAGGGAGAGAAAGGGGAAGCUUUCCCUCUAGAAGUCUUCAAUCUAUAUCGACCCCUUUCCCAGGGGAAGCUGGGCUCUGGAAAGCGCAGUAAUGCUGGUUUUUUGAUUGAAGGAUAGUUGGUCGCGCAGAAAGUAUUAUCAACACUCAACUGGAUAUUGGAAUGUACCUGUGAUUUAUUGUCAUAUGGAGGAUUAACUAGAACACAAUUGAAAGUUGCUAUACAGAAGGACUUUUAACAGGGAGUUGAAAAUCUCAAAACAAAAAGAAACACAACAUGUCAUCAAACCGGAGUCAAAAUCCACAUGGACUUAAACAGAUUGGUUUGGACCAGAUCUGGGAUGACCUGAGGGCUGGGAUCCAACAGGUGUACACCAGACAAAGCAUGGCAAAGGCCAGAUACAUGGAACUCUACACUCAUGUUUAUAACUACUGCACCAGUGUACACCAGUCAAACCAAGCACGGGGAGCUGGUGUACCGCCAUCAAAGUCAAAAAAAGGACAGGCACCAGGAGGAGCUCAGUUUGUUGGGCUGGAACUAUACAAACGCCUCAAGGAGUUCCUGAAGAAUUACUUGACCAACCUCCUCAAGGAUGGCGAGGAUUUAAUGGAUGAAAGUGUUCUAAAGUUUUACACACAACAAUGGGAAGAUUACCGGUUUUCAAGCAAAGUAUUGAAUGGGAUCUGCGCGUACCUCAACAGACACUGGGUCCGGCGCGAGUGUGACGAAGGAAGGAAAGGAAUAUAUGAGAUUUACUCUCUUGCGUUAGUAACGUGGAGAGAUUGUCUUUUCCGGCCCUUAAAUAAGCAAGUGACAAAUGCUGUGCUGAAACUGAUUGAAAAGGAACGAAAUGGAGAAACCAUCAAUACCAGACUCAUCAGUGGUGUUGUACAGUCUUAUGUCGAACUAGGCUUGAAUGAAGACGAUGCGUUUGCCAAGGGCCCAACGCUGACAGUAUACAAAGAGUCUUUUGAGUCACAGUUUUUGGCCGACACAGAGCGUUUCUACACAAGAGAAAGCACAGAGUUUUUACAGCAGAACCCUGUCACAGAGUAUAUGAAAAAGGCAGAAGCACGGCUUUUAGAGGAGCAGCGUAGAGUACAGGUUUACCUUCAUGAAAGCACCCAAGACGAGCUGGCACGGAAAUGUGAACAAGUGCUAAUUGAAAAACAUUUAGAGAUCUUCCACACAGAGUUUCAGAACUUGCUAGACGCUGACAAAAAUGAAGAUCUGGGGCGGAUGUACAAUCUUGUAUCUCGAAUUCAAGAUGGCCUAGGGGAAUUGAAAAAGCUUUUGGAAACACAUAUCCACAAUCAAGGACUUGCCGCUAUAGAAAAGUGUGGAGAAGCGGCACAAAAUGAUCCCAAAAUGUAUGUACAGACCGUUCUGGAUGUCCACAAAAAAUAUAAUGCACUAGUUAUGUCGGCAUUCAACAAUGAUGCUGGCUUUGUGGCUGCACUAGAUAAGGCUUGUGGACGGUUUAUAAAUAACAAUGCUGUGACAAAGAUGGCGCAAUCUUCCAGCAAGUCUCCUGAGCUGCUUGCCCGGUAUUGUGACUCUUUGCUGAAGAAGAGUUCAAAGAAUCCAGAAGAGGCAGAGCUGGAAGAUACACUAAAUCAAGUGAUGGUGGUUUUUAAGUACAUAGAAGACAAAGAUGUGUUUCAGAAAUUCUAUGCAAAGAUGCUUGCCAAGCGCCUUGUUCACCAGAACAGUGCAAGCGAUGAUGCAGAGGCCAGCAUGAUAUCCAAACUCAAGCAAGCGUGUGGCUUUGAGUAUACCUCAAAACUGCAGAGGAUGUUCCAAGACAUAGGCGUGAGCAAGGACCUAAAUGAGCAGUUUAAAAGGCACCUCACCAAUUCCGAGCCGCUCGACCUGGAUUUCAGCAUUCAGGUUCUCAGCUCUGGAUCAUGGCCCUUUCAGCAGUUUUGCACAUUUGCGUUACCAUCCGAGCUGGAACGCAGCUACCAGAGGUUUACAGCUUUUUAUGCCAGCCGGCACAGCGGAAGGAAACUGACUUGGUUAUAUCAGUUAUCUAAGGGGGAGCUGGUGACUAAUUGCUUCAAAAAUAGAUACACCUUGCAGGCUUCCACGUUCCAGAUGGCAAUCCUGCUACAGUAUAACACAGAAGAUGCCUACACAGUGCAGCAACUCACAGACAGCACUCAGAUAAAAAUGGACAUCCUGGUGCAAGUUCUUCAAAUACUGCUGAAAUCAAAAUUAUUGGUUUUAGAAGAUGAAAAUGCAAACGUAGACGACGUAGAGCUGAAGCCGGACACCUUAAUAAAGCUAUUCCUUGGCUAUAAAAAUAAGAAGUUAAGAGUGAACAUCAACGUGCCUAUGAAGACAGAGCAGAAACAGGAACAGGAGACAACGCACAAAAACAUUGAGGAAGAUCGGAAAUUGCUUAUCCAGGCUGCUAUUGUAAGGAUUAUGAAAAUGAGGAAGGUCUUGAAACACCAGCAGCUUCUGGGAGAAGUCUUGACUCAGCUGUCUUCAAGAUUCAAGCCACGUGUGCCGGUUAUUAAGAAAUGUAUUGACAUUCUAAUAGAGAAAGAGUACUUGGAACGUGUGGAUGGAGAAAAGGACACCUACAGUUACCUGGCUUAAAUAACAUUUUUAUACAUAUAUUUAGCAGUUGGUAAAACUUAAUUUGUGUGACCCUCGGCAGAUAGUAACAUUUUAUGUGGUGGAAAGACUGGAGAAGAACUGAACUUCAUAGGAGCCAAUCUGCUGCCACGUGGUCCCUACUCUUUUUAACAACCGGAACAGGACUCCAAGAAGCCAGCCUCAGAACUUACAUCUGUAUCGCUCAGGACUGCGAACAUUUCAAGCAUGUAAAUAUGGACACCAGUGCCCUUUAAAUUAAGAACAGAGGGAGAGCUUGUACCCGGCCUGAACAGAUGUUUGCAUGCCACCACCUCCCUUCUUUUAAAUCAAUAGAUUUUGGCUGUACGGGCAACCAGUGUUGGUAAAGACAGUCCCUAUAUAUAUAUUGGCGGAGCCCACUGAGAGUUUGAAUGGACCUAAUGUAAUCUGCUACGAAAACCCCAUUUGUAUAGUGUGUUUCUUUUUUUUUUAUGUGUGGAAAAUAAAAACAGAAAAAGAAAAUCAAACAAUUUCUGUACAAAUUGCUUUGGUUUUUUUGUGUUAUUUUUUUCCUUCCUAAAUGUAAAUAAAAAGUUCCAAUUACAAAAA